GCAUGGUGGCCAAAUCGGAAGCUUUUCUUCUUUGCCUUACCGUCCUCGUCUUGUCGGCCACUGUAGUUCUGGGUUACCGCGGUCUCGGUGUCGACAACCCGCAGGAUCCCGAGCAGCGGCUGCAGCAGUGCAGGCAGCAGUGCCAGCAGCAGCAGCGCGGCCAGGAGCAGCGGAUUCAGUGCCAGCACCGGUGCGAAGACCGGUACCAAGAAGAAAUGCGGGAGCGUGGGCGGCCCGGACAGGGUGGCGACGAUGACCCCGCUCGGCGGCGGUUCGAUGAUUGCAGGCAGCGGUGCGGGCACCAGCACCCACACGACGAACAGCAGCGCAGGCAGUGCGAGAGCCGGUGCGAGGCGCAGUACGAGGAAGAGCGAAGGGGGCGGCGGGAGGUCGCUGUUGGAGUACAAACCCACGAAGAUCCUGAAAGGCGAUACCGGCAAUGCCGCCAGGAGUGCACGCAGAGAGCACAAGAUAAGAGGCAGCUACAACAGUGCGAGCAUCGGUGCGAGGAGGAGUACAAAGAACAGCGCCACCGUGAAGGUAACCCUCGCCAGAAGAAGGAAGAGACGACGACUGGGGAGAGGAACCCCUACUUCUUCGAUCGAGAUAGCUUCUAUGAACAAGUGAGGACGGAGCAUGGUCAUGUCAUGGUCCUCGAAAACUUCUUGGAGAAGUCGGAGUUCCUACUGGGGAUCGCCAACUACCGCAUCGCUAUAGUUGGGUUGAAUCCUCGUGCGUUCUUGGUGCCUCAUCACUUGGAUGCUGAUGCAAUCUACUAUGUCGCGAGAGGGUGUGGAGUCUUAACUUUGGUAUGCGAAGAGAAGAAGGAAACGCAUGAGCUCCGCCGGGGAGAUAUCCUGGAGGCGCCGGCAGGAGCAAUUAUUUACAUGAUCAACAAAGACAGCAAUGAGGAGUUUCUCUUGAUCAAGCUCCUUCAUCCGGUUUCUACACCUGGCCGCUUCGAGGUCUUCUAUGGUGCUGGAGGACAAAAUCCUAAGUCGUUCUUCCCGAGUUUCAGCGACGAAAUCUUGGAAGCUGCCUUCAACACGCGACGAGAUCGAUUGAGCAGAAUCUUUGGGCAACAGCGGAAAGGAGGCAUUGUGGAGGCGUCCGAGGAGCAGGUCCGCGCACUGAGCCGCCACGCCUCCGAGGGUGGCCAAUGGCCGUUUGGCGAAUCUAAGGGUCCAUUCAAUCUCCUCGAGAAGCGACCGAUCUAUUCGAGCAGACGGGGACAGAUGCACGAGGCCGACGGCGACGACUACCGGCCGCUUAAACAGUUGGACCUCCGAGUCUCCCAUUUUAACCUUACCGAGGGCUCCAUGGUUGCACCAUUCUACGACUCCAGGUCGACAAAGAUCGCCGUAAUACUGGAAGGAAGUGGCUACGUCGAGACUAUAUGCCCUCAUUUGUCUGAGCGAGGCAGGAGCAGGGAGGAGGGCGGAGAAAGACACGAGGGCCGGGAAGGAGGUCAGCGCUAUCAAAAGGUCCGCUCCCAGGUCUCGCGCGGCACCGUGGCCAUCAUCCCUCCGGGCCACCCUUCAGUGACCGUCGCUUCGCGCGGCCGAAACCUCGAGGUCGUAUGCUUCGAGAUCCGCGCCGAGAGGAACGUGAGGAACUUCCUCGCAGGGAGGAACAAUGUGUUGAAGCAGCUGGAUAGGGAGGCCAAGGAGCUGGCGUUCGACAUGCCGGCCAGGGAGGUGGAGGAGGUGCUCAACGCGCAGGGCGAUCAGAUCAUCGUCGCCGGCCCGGAGGAGCGGGAGCGCCGUGAACGUCCGCUGCUCCCCAUGCUCGAGAUCGCCGAGGCUUUUAUGUGAGGAGGGGAGAAGCGUGUUUGAUGUACGUAGCAGUAGAGGGCGCUAAAAUAAGUGUUGUGAGCGCGUAGGAAGUGUUUAUGAGAAGAGAGGGCACUGCGUGUAUGAAAUGUAAAUGCAUGCAACAAAUAAAAUGUUAUCCACGAGUACAACCAACGAAACGUUUCUCGGCCUUAUAACUACUGCUUGUGAUUGC
Messenger RNA from Musa acuminata subsp. malaccensis (wild Malaysian banana), 2007 nucleotides. RefSeq names its product vicilin Cor a 11.0101-like. The record is from RefSeq and is a predicted model, not a curated record. Lineage: Eukaryota; Viridiplantae; Streptophyta; Magnoliopsida; Zingiberales; Musaceae.